Messenger RNA from Momordica charantia (bitter melon), 3884 nucleotides. It is a transcript of the gene PARP1, whose product is annotated as poly(ADP-ribose) polymerase 2. NCBI's taxonomy places the organism in Eukaryota, Viridiplantae, Streptophyta, Magnoliopsida, Cucurbitales, Cucurbitaceae. Gene Ontology annotation, molecular function: NAD+ poly-ADP-ribosyltransferase activity; NAD binding; DNA binding. Gene Ontology annotation, biological process: double-strand break repair; protein poly-ADP-ribosylation. Gene Ontology annotation, cellular component: nucleus; nucleolus. The record is from RefSeq and is a predicted model, not a curated record.
UUUUUAAAUCAAAGAUUCACAAAUUGGCUGUUUCGCCCAAGAUUCUAUAAUCCCUUUUAGCUAUACAUAUAUAUAUAUGUGUUUUGUGGGUGUGUGUUCUUCGGCGCAGAAAGCAGAACCAGAUUGCAGGAAAAGUGAGUUCAGGCGAAAAUGGCGAAUCCCCAGAAGCCAUGGAAAGUGGAGUAUGCAAAGUCUUCUCGAUCCUCCUGCAAGACCUGUAAGAAACCCAUUGACAAGGAAAACCUCCGCUUCGGCAAGAUGGUUCAGGCCACCCAAUUCGACGGCUUUAUGCCUAUGUGGAACCAUGCUUCCUGCAUAUUGAAGAAGGCAAAGCAAAUCAAAUCAGUCGAUGAUGUUGAAGGACUUGACUCACUAAGAUGGGAAGAUCAGCAGAAGAUUAGAAAAUAUGUAGAAGACAGUGCAGCCGCAGCUGCAGUUGCUGAUACGCCAGUAGAGUGUGGCAUUGAAGUAGCGCAAGCUUCUCGUGCUGCUUGCAAGCUAUGUAAACAGAAGAUUAUGAAAGGAGAGGUUCGUUUGUCCACUGCACUGGAUGGGAAAGGGGCCAAGGGCCUGGCUUGGCACCAUGCAAACUGCUACAUGGAACAAUCUCCAUCCACCCAAGUUGAGAAGUUGGCAGGUUGGCAGAGCCUCCCAGCUUCUGAUCAGGCUGCUGUUAGUGCCUUGAUUAAGAAGCUUCCAUCUACUGAAAAUAAUGAACCGAGACAGGCAGCUUCAAAAGUUGGUAAACGUAAAAAAGAUGCUACUGGAGAUCAGGAUUCUAAAGUUACCAAGGCUGUAGGAGAUGUUUCAGUGAGCAGGUCCAUGAAAACUGCUAGUGACUCACCAGAUUCUCAAAAUCCAUCUUCUCUAGCGAGUAAACUGGAGGCACAGACUAAAGAACUAUGGAAGCUAAAAGAUGAUCUGAAAAAGCAUGUGACAAAUGCAGAGUUGAGAGAAAUGCUUGAAUCUAAUGGUCAAGAUUCAACAGGAUCAGAGCUUGAUUUGCGUGAUCGCUGUGCUGAUGGUAUGAUGUUUGGAGCACUUGCAAACUGCCCUAUCUGUUCUGCUUCACUCCGUUACUCUGGGGGAAUGUAUCGUUGUCACGGAUAUCAGUCUGCAUGGAGCAAGUGUAGCUACUCUGCUCAUGAACCAGAACGCAUUAAAGGGAAGUGGAAAGUCCCAGAAGAGACUGGGAACCAAUAUCUUUGCAAGUGGUUUAAAUCGCAAAAAGUUGCAAAACCUAUUCGAUUAUUGCCACCACCAUCUUCCAGUAAUGCUAAUGGUAAUCAAGCUUCUAAUAGUCGAUCACAAUCAUCAAAGGCUGAAAGCUUGGCUGAGCUAAGAGUCGCCUUCAGUGGGUUAAAAGACUCCAUGGAAGAAUGGAAAAGAAAAAUUGAAGGUGAAGGUGGAGCUGUUCAUGCCAAGAUAAAGAAAGGUGCAGAUACUAAUUGCUUGGUUGUGAGUGGAGAUGUGGAUGAAUAUAAUUUAGAAACGAGGAAAGCAAGAAAGAUGAAGUUACCUAUAGUACGGGAAGAAUAUCUGGUUGAAUGCUUUAGAAAACAAAAGAAGCUUCCGUUUGAUAGAUACAAAGUUGAAACCACUGGUGAGUCCACCAGCAUGGUCACUGUAAAGGUGAAAGGGAGAAGUGCGGUGCACGAAUCUUCGGGCUUGCAGGAUACAGGUCAUAUUCUUGAAGACAAGAAAAGCAUCUACAAUACAACUUUGAACAUGUCGGACUUGUCUACUGGUGUUAAUAGCUACUAUAUUCUCCAAAUCAUUCAAGAUGAUAAGAGUUCAGAUUGCCACGUUUUUCGCAAAUGGGGUCGAGUUGGAAAUGAGAAGAUUGGUGGAGUCAAACUUGAAGAGAUGUCGAAAUCAGAUGCGAUCCGUGAAUUCAAACGUUUAUUCCUUGAGAAGACAGGGAAUCCAUGGGAGGCCUGGGAACAGAAACAAAAUUUUGAGAAGCAACCUGGCAGAUUCUUCCCUCUGGAUAUUGAUUAUGGAGUGAACAAAGAUAUGCCAAAGAAACAGAAGAAUUAUUCGGCAACUAAACUUGCUCCUCAAUUAGCAGAAUUGAUGAAGAUGCUGUUCAACGUGGAAACGUACAGGAACGCUAUGAUGGAGUUCGAGAUAAAUAUGUCAGAGAUGCCGCUUGGAAAAUUAAGCAGAAGUAAUAUCCAGAAGGGUUUUGAAGCUUUAACAGAAAUCCAAAACCUGUUAAACAGUAGUAUUCAUGAUGGUUCUAUGAAAGAAAGCUUGAUUAUUGAUGCCAGCAAUCGGUUUUUCACUGUGAUUCCUUCCAUCCAUCCACACAUAAUUAGGGACGAGGAUGAUUUCAAGUCUAAGUUGAAAAUGCUGGAAGCUCUCCAAGAUAUCGAGAUCGCUUCUAGGUUAGUUGGGUUUGAUGAUGAUAACAACGAAUCUCUUGAUGAAAAGUAUAAGAAGUUGCGGUGUGAUAUUGCACCGAUAUCUCAUGAAAGUGAGGAUUACAAGUUAAUAGAGAAGUAUCUUGUCACGACUCAUGCCCCAACUCACAUGGAUUGGGGUCUGGAGCUCGAAGAAGUAUUUUCGUUAGAGAGAGAAGGGGAGUACGAUAAGUUUGCUCCAUUCCGAAACAAACUAGAGAACAAAAUGCUGCUAUGGCAUGGUUCACGGUUGACGAAUUUUGUGGGGAUACUUAGCCAGGGACUGAGAAUAGCUCCUCCGGAAGCUCCAGCAACUGGGUACAUGUUUGGGAAGGGAAUAUACUUUGCGGAUCUGGUGAGUAAGAGUGCGCAGUAUUGCUACACGGACAGGAAGAAUCCGGUUGGGUUUAUGGUGCUGAGUGAAGUGGCGUUGGGAGAGGUGUACGAGGUCAAGAAAGCUGAGUAUAUGGAAAGGCCACCUCGGGGGAAGCAUUCGACGAAAGGAAUGGGGAAGAAAGUACCUGCGGUGUCGGAACAUGUGAAGUGGAGGGAGGAUGUGGUGGUGCCGUGUGGGAAACCGGUGGCGUCCAAUGUGAAAGCUUCGGAGUUAAUGUACAACGAGUACAUUGUUUACAAUACGGCUCAAGUCAAGAUGCAAUUCUUACUGAAAGUGAGGUUUCAUCACAAAAGGUGAGAAGACAGCCCGGCGGAGGGGAAGUUGUACAGCCUGCAGAUCAGAAACUGUUUCUCCAUUUUGUUUAUAUAUCAGAAAGAAUUGAGCUCUAUUGAACUCCAUUUUGUGAAAAGUCUUGAAAAGAUCUCAUUUUGAGGAGACCCAGUUGGAGGGGAGAUCUUGUAAAUGUAGUUUGGCACUGCGAGAACAAGUUCACUGAAACAGUGUUUGAAAUAUCAUAAAUGACAGAACGUGACAUGCAUCAAUUUGUCAAAGAUGCCAAAAGCGUAAUCUGAGGAAAUUGAACUUGAAACAUGAAUUGCUUAUGGUUCAAGGCUAAGGCAUGGGGUGGGAAAUCCUAAAAGGGCUUGCAUUUGCAUGGCUGCCAUGUGUGCUGCCAAUUAAAUGUUGCUUGUAUUAUAUGCCUACGCCUACGCCUAUACAAGAAGCUGGGAAAUUGUGGAUAGAGAGAGAAAUAGGAUCACCAUUACAGCAAAAACCAAGAACCAAAGGUUAUUUUGCUGUGAAAAUGUAGGUGGUGUUUAAUGACAUGGGAAGAUGGAGGCAGCCAUUUUCUUCAGUUUGGUGACGAUGGAUCAAUCUGUGAUGCCCCUUUGCUUCUCCAAGAGAUGUGCUCUUUCCGAAUUUGUUUGACCAUUUUAAGACUCGACUUCCAAAGGCUUUAGUUAUUGCACAUUUUGGAACCAACCAAACCAUUGUGUCCCAUUUUGGCUUCCCCAAAGUCAAACUGUGUCUCCAACUCCAACAGAUUCUCAUUAAUUCCAGGUCCUACUUCAUUGCUUUAA